CGAGUUUAUUACAAAACACAAGGCCCUCGUUCGUUCAUGUCUUCUCCAAGGACUUUGUGGUCGGACCAUGAACUAGAACUGGAUAAGGAAAAAAGGUAAAAUUACAAAGAAAAUAUGCUGAUGUCAACAUUGCCUUUUGCAUCAGCUUCCACCAUGGUUUUCUCAAUGAAAACACCUUCUUUCCAAUCAAACUCUCUCAAGCAUUGCUGUAUUCAUAACUGUUACAAUCACCAUCCUUCUCGAAGGCUCGCUCUAUUUCAACUCGGCACAGCUAUCCCUCAGUCACAAUUGCUUGGUGCAAAUGCGGCUAAAUUAUUUGGAGCAGAACGAAACUCAAUUGAGGAUGGUAAAUCUGAAAACAUAGCUACUGCUUUUAAGGAGCAAGAUGCAUUAAAUUGGGUUAAAAAGGACAAUAGAAGAAUGCUUCAUGUUGUUUACCGUGUUGGAGAUUUAGAGAAGACUAUAAAGUUUUACGCUGAAUGCUUAGGAAUGAAGGUGUUAAGGAAACGUGACAUACCCGAGGAGCAAUAUUCAAAUGCUUUUCUUGGAUAUGGACCUGAAGAUUCUCAUUUUGCUGUUGAACUUACUUACAAUUAUGGAGUUGAUAGGUAUGAUAUUGGGAACGGAUUUGGUCAUUUUGGUAUUGCUGUAGACGAUGCUUCAAAAACAGUGGAUCUAGUAAAGGCAAAGGGGGGAAAGGUUACAAGGGAACCUGACCCUGUUAAAGGAGGGAAUACGAUAAUCGCUUAUAUCGUAGAUCCAGAUGGCUAUACGUUUGAACUUUUAGAGAGGAAGCCUACACCUGAGCCCUUUUGUCAAGUAAUGCUUCGAGUCGGUGAUCUCGAUCGAUCUAUUAAUUUCUACAAGAAGGCCUUUGGCAUGGAGCUUCUUCGAGUAAAAGAUAACCCAGAGUACAAGUAUACGACAGCCAUGCUGGGCUAUGGUCCUGAAGAUAAAAAUGCAGUGCUCGAAUUGACAUACAACUACGGUGUCAAUGAAUAUGAUAAAGGAAAUGGUUAUGCGCAGAUAGCAAUAGGCACAGAUGAUGUUUAUAAGACAGCAGAAGCAAUUAAGCUAUUUGGAGGAACUGUUAUUCGCGAGCCUGGACCCUUGGCGGGAAUCAACACUAAGAUUACGGUUUGCCUGGACCCUGAUGGCUGGAAAUCAGUCUUUGUUGAUAACAUUGAUUUCCUCAAGGAGCUCGAGUGAUCACAUAUAAUUAUAGCUGCUACCCCUGUCGAUUCAUUCCUGAUAGAAAUGCAGUAGCAAUUUUUCUGUUUAGAAUUUAGAUGCUGCAUUCUAUCGCCUGUUUCAAUCCCGAAGUAACCUCUCUGCUCGGAAUUGCCUUCUACCUCCCUUUUAGUCCAUGCGGGGAUGUCACUAUGAACUCCAAAGAUCACACCUGGAAAUCAGUGUAAACUCUGUUAAUACAGGAAGUAGUAACAAAGAUAAUCGACUUACAUUCUAUUCGAAUACGAGACUUAGCUUACACUUCUUUUUAGUGUA
Molecule: messenger RNA, 1506 nt
Organism: Hibiscus syriacus
Lineage: Eukaryota; Viridiplantae; Streptophyta; Magnoliopsida; Malvales; Malvaceae
Product: probable lactoylglutathione lyase, chloroplastic
Exons: 10
Coding region: 115-1209 (364 amino acids)
Cellular component (GO): cytoplasm
Molecular function (GO): metal ion binding; lactoylglutathione lyase activity
Source: RefSeq, a predicted model, not a curated record